GGGAGUUUAGAGCAUGCGCUGCCGGGUUGAGCCGCGCGCGAGAAGUGCCAUGCCAUGCCAUGCCGUUCGGAUUUAGAGUCGCGUGCCGCGCGAGUUUCGUACGGUAAAGCACACGCGUCCUCAAAAGUGCCGAGUGGAACGAAUCGCAACGUCACGUCUUUAGGAAUGAUCAUAAGAUGGUGACCAAGCCUCUACUGAUAUUAUUGCCGAUAUUCCUGUUCCACGCGUGUGUGUUUGGUUUCCCCAGGAAGGUACCAAUAGUGGGGUUGUUCGAUCAAGAUGAAGAAAUCCUGGAUAUGUUCGAAGCGUCGGUGAAAGCGGUGAAUAAAGACGGGGUUGAGGACGAGGAUGUGUUCUUGACACCGAUAAUAGAAGAGAUUAAAGCGGAUGCGUACGAAGCAUCAUUGAAAGUAUGCGAACAGCUGAAAUUUGGAAUAGUUGGUAUUUUUGGACCUCAGGACAAAGCGAUUGCUGAACACGUGCAAAGCAUAUGCAAUACAAUAGAAGUACCACAUAUCUCUGUGCGACAGGAUCUUGACCUCUCUCAACCGCGCGGGUUAGGUCUGAAUGUAUAUCCGCAUAUAAGCUCGUUGUCACGACUUUAUAAUCAACUGGUCACAGAGUUCAAAUGGAAAUCCUUUGCAAUACUGUACGAAGACACCGACAGUCUGAUUCGCAUACGUCCACUGCUGGAGCGAUGGGACACACAUGGCACCUCUGCGUUCAUGUACCAUUUAGGCUACGGGCCGAAUUAUAGGCAAGGAAUGGAAGAAAUCAAAACAUCGAGAAUAGAGAACAUUGUCAUCGACUGUUCGUACGAGAUUCUCGACGACGUUCUGAACCAGGCCCAACAAGUCGGCAUUUUGUCCGACAAGUACAAAGUGAUUGUAACUUCUCUGGACCUGCAAACUCUGGAUUUAGAGCCAUAUCAGUACUCUGGCGUUAAUUUCACCGGCGUGCGCUUGAUUGACCCUGAAGAUCCGACAGUGUUAAAAAUUCUGGACAGGCAUAAGAAGGAAUGGGACCUAGACGACCCCUCGCAACUGCGAGUUGAACCCGCGCUCAUGUAUGACGCGGUACAACUGUUUGCGAUAGCUUUCAAACAAUUGAAAGAUGCUACCAAAGGCGACAUCAGGGCAUUGCCAUGCAAUGGCACUGUCAGAUGGGAACACGGACUGAGUUUAAGCAAUUUUCUGCGAUCGACCGAAACAAGAGGCUUAACAGGCCUUGUCAAGUUUGAUAGGGAUGGUUUUCGUAGUAAUAUAGAAGUGGAUAUCGUACGUUUGACUAAAAAUGGUCUGAUAAAAAUUGGCGAAUGGAAUAGUACAGCAGAGAAUGUCGAUUGGCUGCAAGAAAUCAGUACUCCAAAAUUAGACGUUCGAUUCAUACAAAAUAAAACCUUUAUAGUUUUGAUAUCCCUUACAGAGCCUUAUGGGAUGGAAAAAGAGUCGAUUGUCAAGUUAAGUGGCAACGAGCGUUACGAAGGUUUCGCGGUAGACAUAAUAGAAGAACUUAGUAAAAGACUUGAAUUUAAUUAUACCUUGCAAGUCGAAAAGGACUACGGAUCGUUAAAUAACAAGACUGGAAAAUGGUCCGGAAUGCUUGGCAAAAUUAUAGCUGACGAAGCGGAUCUGGCCAUCACGGAUCUUACAAUCACAUCCACCCGGCAAGACUACGUCGACUUUACGAAUCCGAUAAUGAACCUAGGUAAAUUUAGGACAUUUAGGUCAAUGAAAUUAAUGUACUCGAAAUAUCUACACAGUAUUAACAAAGCUGUCUUACAACUAUCAGAAGGUGGUGCCAUUCAGGAAAUCAAGAAAAAAUGGUGGACGCAAAAGAGAGGCGGAGGUAAAUGCCAGGAAAGUAGUGGAUCCAGUACAGCGGAGGCACUUGAUCUCGAUAAUGUGGGUGGAGUAUUUUUAGUACUGACCAUAGGAAUCGCCUUAUCCUGCGUGUACACUAUAUUCGAAUUGUGUUGGGAUGUUGCCCAAACAUCUAUUCGAGAAAAUGUGCCCUUUAAGCAGGAAUUAAUAAACGAACUGAAAUUUAUCGCAAAAUGCAGUGGCUCUAAACCGGCACGAAGAAAAAGUGGAUUGUCCAGCAAAAGUGAAAAUGGUAGUACAAGGGAAUGUACUCCUCCGUACGGUUUUAUACCAACUUUACUUUGGCAACGAGCCGCGCGAAUGAUAAACAGAUUCAUGUCACGUCGAACUACACAGCGCUUUGUUUUAACGAGAUCAAGGUUUAAAAAUGUGCCGAAUACAUCAUGCGCACAUUAUAAUGACCGAGAAAUGCUACUCCUGUACGUCACUGUUGCAUUUAUGCCCCAUAUUCUGGGACUUCCGAGGAGCAUAUCAAUUGGAGGUUUAUUCGACGGCGACGAGAUGAUUGAAAAAGCGUUUGAAAUAUCAAUCGAAGCAGUAAAUAAGAAAAUUUCUACCCCUGAACGUGCGAGAAAUAUAUCGUUAACACCCAUAACGAAACAAAUCAACAAGAAUGCAUUCCAAGUAGCAAAUAUAGCAUUUUUGCGAGAUCACAUUAUGCAUUUUUGGGAACUGCAUCAUGCAGCGUGCAAGCUGAUAGACGACGGGGUAAUCGGAAUAUUUGGUCCCCAAGACAAAUCGACAGCGAGCUACGUUCAAAGUAUGUGCGAUACCCUGGACAUACCUUAUAUCGCUGCCAGAUGGGAUUCCGAACUAAAACGUGGCAAUGUAAUAAAUUUGCAUCCGCACCCCGACUCGCUCUCCAUGGUCUUUCAAAACUUAAUAGAAGAAUACAAGUGGAAAGAAUAUGCAAUAAUUUACGACAACACGGAUGGCCUGAUACGUAUAAACCGCCUGCUCAAAUUGCAAAAUCUGAAUACUACUUUCGCGAUGGUGUUUCAUUUAGGUAGUGGACCAAAUUUUAGGCAAACCAUGGAGGAAGUCAAGAUGUCUGGAUAUAGAAAUCUCAUAAUUGACUGUUCGUACAAUAUUCUUGCGUCUGUUCUCGAACAAGCACAACAAGUCGGAAUAAUGUCAGAAAGAUAUAGAGUGAUUAUUACUUCUCUGGACUUGCAGACCCUAAACUUAGAACCGUACCAGUACUCCGGAGUGAAUUUAACGGGCGUACGUUUAAUCGAUCCAAAAAGCUCAAUUGUCCGACGUACCCUCCGGUCUCAGAAUUUUAACUGGAACUUGCCAGACGGUUCCCACUUAAGGGUGGAAGCGGCACUUGCUUAUGAUGCGGUACAACUUUUCGCAAGCGGUUACGCGCGAUUACGCAAGGGCAUCAAGGGAAAUCUGAAAAAUUUGUCUUGCAACAGCACAGAAGUUUGGGAGCAUGGUUUCAGUUUAAGUAAUUAUAUGCGGAACGAGCGAAUACACGGACUGACCGGUUUAAUAAGAUUUGACACGGCUGGAUUCCGAACCGAAUUCCAACUAGACAUCGUAAAUCUAGGAAAUGGAGGAUUGUAUAAAGUCGGAAGAUGGGAAACGAAUUUCGGUAUUCAAUGGAAACCGGGAUACAGAAUCCCCGGAGUAGACGAUGACAAAAGCUUACGUGAUAAGCAUUUUCUUGUCCUGAUAUCGCUAACAGAUCCGUACGGAAUGCGUAAAAUAUCAUCCCAUGUAGUAACUGGAAAUGAUCGAUAUGAAGGCUUCGCGAUAGAUUUAAUUCAAGAAAUGAGCAAAAUGCUGGGAUUUAAUUAUACCUUUGAAGUUCAGACCGAUAACGAUUACGGAUCAUUUAAUAAUGUAACCAAGAAGUGGAGUGGAAUGCUGGGAAAAAUAAUCGAUGGUAAAGCGGAUUUAGCGAUCACGGAUCUGACGAUCACGGCGACGAGAGAAGAAGCUGUGGAUUUUACGAGCCCGUUUAUGAACUUAGGUAUAAGCGUUCUCUACAGAAUGCCAACAAAGGCUCCUCCAGGCUUUCUAUCCUUUCUGGGACCGUUUUCGAAAGACGUUUGGAUGUACCUGAUCGGAGCGUACCUCACCGUGACAACAUUGUUAUUCGUGAUUGGAAAACUCUGUCCCGUAGAAUGGAAGAAUCCGUACCCGUGCAUCAAGGAGCCGGAGGUGUUGGAAACACCCUUCACUCUGACGGAGACUCCGUUUCUGGUGAGCGGAGCCAUCUUGAAGUCUCCUACCGGAUUCGCACCCGCAGGAAUUUCAACGAGAGCUUUGGCUGUUGCAUGGUGGUUCUUCGCUUUGAUCAUUGGGAACACGUAUAUCGCCAAUUUGGCAGCCGCCUUAUCCACGAAAUCCGUCGUGUGGUCUUUUCAAGUGGCGGAGGAACUGGCUUACCAACAGAAAAUCAAGUACGGCGCAAAAAUAAACGGCUCAACGUACUUCUUCUUUCAGGAUUCCACGUAUGAACCGUAUGUGAUUAUGUAUAAUUACAUGAAGGAUCAUGCUAACGAAGUACUUAUGAAGAGUAACGAGGACGGCGUGCGGAAGGUGCAGAACGAAAAUUACGCGUACUUCAUGGAAUCCUCGUCAAUUGAAUAUAUCAAACAAAGAAAGUGUAAUGUUACGCAGAUCGGUGGACUUUUAGAUUCCAAAAGCUACGGGAUAGCGAUGAAGAAAGAUGCGUCUUACCGUAUGGAUUUGAGUGGCGCCAUACUAAAACUCCACGAAACCGGUGUAAUCAACGAGCUGCAAACCAAGUGGUGGAAACAGAAACGAGGCGGUGAUACGUGUGACGAAAAGACUGCAGUCCAAGUACAGCCAUUGAAUUUGGAGGACGUCGGUGGAGUAUUUUUAAUUAUGAUAAGUGGCGUUGCGUUGUCCUGGAUUUUUGCGGGAUGCGUAUUUCUCUGGAACAUUCGAAACAUUGCGAUCAGACACGACGUAUCCUUUAAAAAAGAGCUCAUAAAAGAGUUAAAAUUCUUAAUCAAAUGCAGCAGAAGGAAGAUCGUCAAAAGAAGGAAGAAAUCCGUCGAAACGAUAACAAACAACAGCACUGAUUCCUAAUAAAUACAUGUCAUUUCCGUAACAAACUGUACACAAAUUUAACCCAAUAAAAUAGAAAUUGCAAAGUUGUCUA
Temnothorax curvispinosus is the source of this 5025-nucleotide messenger RNA. Its product is annotated as glutamate receptor ionotropic, kainate 2-like. The coding region runs from base 177 to 4952 and encodes 1591 amino acids. Gene Ontology annotation, biological process: modulation of chemical synaptic transmission; synaptic transmission, glutamatergic. Gene Ontology annotation, molecular function: glutamate-gated receptor activity; transmitter-gated monoatomic ion channel activity involved in regulation of postsynaptic membrane potential. Gene Ontology annotation, cellular component: postsynaptic membrane; plasma membrane. The record is from RefSeq and is a predicted model, not a curated record. NCBI's taxonomy places the organism in Eukaryota, Metazoa, Arthropoda, Insecta, Hymenoptera, Formicidae. The transcript is spliced from 28 exons.